This is a messenger RNA of Amphibalanus amphitrite, 1662 nucleotides long. RefSeq names its product vegetative cell wall protein gp1-like. Lineage: Eukaryota; Metazoa; Arthropoda; Thecostraca; Balanomorpha; Balanidae. The record is from RefSeq and is a predicted model, not a curated record. The coding region runs from base 238 to 1281 and encodes 347 amino acids. The transcript is spliced from 3 exons. Gene Ontology annotation, cellular component: extracellular matrix.
AGUUGCCGGAAGUGUGCCCACGUGGGUGCGUGUGGUGUGAGCGGGCAGAGGAACUUAUUUGAAUUAACGCACUUUUCAUGUCGCCAAACGUUGUUUAAAGUGUAGAUUUACUUCAAGUAAUAGUGCUUUAACGAUAAACUUCAGAUAUUAUUUGUACUUCGCUCAACAUGCGUAUUUAAACAACGAGGCGCCCUGCACUCGGCGAAAUUUUGAAGUAGGACAAGAUAGCAACGCACCAUGGAGACUGAGGUGCUGAUUCUGGCCGCGGUCUGCGCGACAGUAUGUCUCGGAUCACCCGUGUAUGACCUGGCGCCGCCGGAGGAGCCGUUUACAUAUGAAGAUCACCAUCACGAGAAGGCUCGCCCAUACGAGUUUGAGUACGCCGUGAAGGACGAGGACCAGGCUCUGGAGUUCUCCCGCUCCGAGGCUCAGGACGCCUCGGGUACCGUGACGGGCGAGUACCGCGUGCUGCUGCCCGACGGAAGGACCCAGAUCGUCACCUACACGGCCGACCACGUCUCCGGCUUCCAGGCCACCGUCACCUACGAGGGCGAGGCCCGCGUGGAGGCCGCUCACAGCAACUACGGGUACCACGCGGUGGAGGAAGACAUCUCGGCCUAUGAGGAAGAGGUGGCGACUGCGGCGCCGGCCACUGAGGCACCAACAGCGGCUCCGACUACUGAGGCACCAACUGCACCACCAACUACUGAGGCACCAACUACAGCAGCGCCUACAACUGCAGCACCAACCACUGCGGCUCCGACUACACCAGCACCAACUACUCCAGCGCCAACGACAGCAGCACCAACGACAGCCGCUCCUGAGCCAAGCACCCCCGCCCCGAAGCGGACCUACCCCGCUUCCAGGCCAUCGCGACCGGUCCACCGGCCUCUGUACCCAGCCCGGCGGCCGCAGUACCACGCCCGGCGACCUCACCGUCCUGCACCUCACUCACGCUACCUGCCUCCUCAGGCGGCCUACCAGCGCUCCCAGGCCCCUGCUCGUCGUCAUAGGGCACGGUACGGAUCGUCCGCCCCGCGUCCUGUCGAGGGCUACCUGCCUCCUGCUGCCCACCGGCCGGUGUACUUCAGCGACCGGCCGUCAGAGGCGCCACCGUCGGUGGCCGCGGUAGUGGCGGAGGAGCAGGAGGAUGACGGUGAGGGGGAGCUGAUUCUCCCCAGCAGCACCCCUGGGCCUGCAGCCGGUGCUCCACUGCCUCAGGUGGCUGUCGAUCCGGUCCCAGAUGUUGUGGAGGUAGAGGAAGCGCAGGGAGAGGAAUAAGUGUCGGAGGGUCAGACAGACUCGAAGGAUGUUUGAACUGGAAGAACGGACUACUUAUGUGUAUUGUGUACGAAUGGGACUAUACCUACGCGCCAGUGGAUAUGACGGCUCAUAAGCCCAGCUGCUAUCUUCCAUGUGUAAAAUGUGUUGUAAAUGAUGUAUUUGUAUCAAUAAUUUAUGUAAUGUUGUGGGAGAAUGCUGAUGAUUGACGACUGUUACUUAUUGACUGUAACUUAUUGUAUAACUUAUGAGCGGAACUUCGAUUUGUGUAUGAUUUGAAUCUUGUAGCAAGACCUCGGAGCUCCUUUUCAAGUGCCUUGAUAACUUUUUUCAUAAAACAAGGGGAGGGGGACACAUGAGAAAUACACUUCAAUUACGAAA